Daphnia carinata is the source of this 2773-nucleotide messenger RNA. RefSeq lists its product as uncharacterized. Lineage: Eukaryota; Metazoa; Arthropoda; Branchiopoda; Diplostraca; Daphniidae. The record is from RefSeq and is a predicted model, not a curated record. The transcript is spliced from 11 exons. The coding region runs from base 543 to 1973 and encodes 476 amino acids.
GAAGCAGAGAGAAAGCCGAGGCUAGUGAAAAAAAAAAAAAAGAAAAAAGAAAAAAAGAAUUAAAUUACAAAAAAAAGUUUGUUAUUUUUCUGUGGUUCAGUUAGCUAUUAUUCAGUUUUGGUUCGCUGAGCUCACAAGUCAGCUUUCAUUUGCCUGGCACGACUCAAUCAAGCCACUACGCAAGACUCGUUCAACUGUUGCUUUUAAUUCAACAUCUUGUGCAACCAUUCAACUCCAUCGCUAAAGGAUUGUUGUAGCGCUUCGACAGUGAUUCACGUUCCAUUCGAAUUGGCGUGAGUGUACGAUACAAGUGGUUUUACCGGGAAUAGUAGAUCAACGUGGGCGCGCGUGCGUUGCGCACCAACAAAAAAUUAUUACUGAGCAAGCGUUAUCCAUCAGUGAGUUUUCAGCUGAGAGAAAGAGGAACAACGUGUCGGCUGCUGCAUACUGGCACGAUACAUAAAAAAAAAAAGCAAAACAUCCAUCAGAAAAAAAAAAAUUACCCAACACAAACAUAAAUACAUACACAAAAAAAAAGAGAAAUGGCGUCGAAGUCAAACUACCUGUGGAUUAUCUCCUUGCUGUUGACAGCCAUCAUUCAGAUGGCAGAUAGUCAACUAGCUAGCCCUGUUGAUGCAGAAUUUCUCCCUUCUGUCACGGCCAGCUGCCAGGGCGGAUUGAUGACCAUCAAAGUGGAAACCAAACAAGCAUUCCAAGGCGUGAUGCACGUGUGCGAUCGGGCGAGAGGCGAUUGCAAGCGAAGUCCGGCCUGCACGGUCUACGGUGACGGCAACACGACGGCCAAUUUGCGUAUCAACAUGCUGGCCCGCCCGAACGACACGGAUUUCUGCGGCGUCUACAUCAACGACCGGACGAGCGAACGAUCCGUCCCGAUCGCCGUGCGGUUCCACCGGACGCUGGAGCUCGGCGACGACAAAUAUUACGUCAUCACUUGCGGCCGAUCAGCCUUUCGCAACUCAAGAAACGAGACGGCCGACGCCUACAUGAGACUAUACAGCGAGGACAACAAGCGAGUCACCGAGGCCGUCUACGGCCGCAAAUACAAACUCAGAGUCGGCGUUAACAAUCUCGACAGUUUUUACGGAUUCCGACCGUCUUCGUGCUUCACCUACGGCGGACCCAACAGCAGCGUCAUUCCAUUGUUCGAUAAACGAGGAUGCCCAGAGAAGAAGAUCGCAACCAACUUUAUCCAUGAUAACAAAGGUUACGCCGAGGCUGAAAUCCCGAUGUACCGUUUCGCCGAGUACAAUGUCGUCAACAUUCAGUGCGACAUCCUCGUCUGCAACGGCGGGUGCGGCGAAGCAUUCUGCGACGACGACGUGACUCCUUUCGCCCAGGGUCGAGCCAUUGGCCGCGACGUACCCGACUCGGAGGGGAGCCUGAUGGCCUCCUACAGCGUCUAUGUCGUCGAUCCGGGAGCUGCUCCACUUGCAGUGGCUACUUGUUCGGGCAUCCAACCGCUCUGGCUGCUCUAUUUAUGCAUCGCUUUCGGCAUCCUCUUCCUGAUUAUGCUCAUCAUCAACGUGUUCCUCUGUUCGGCCAUGACCUGCUCCUGUUCCAAGACCGAAGUCAUCGAGAAGGAGCCCAGCAUCAUCGAGGAGUAUGACCCUUAUCGCUCCUGGCACGGAUCGCAAUACGGAUCACGCUACUCGCUGAACGGGGUGAGCAAACCGGGCUACAUCUCGGCUGGCUCGACCAUGAACUCGACCCGCUCCUACUCGACCAACAGCGAUCAUUAUGCCAUCGUCCAUUCACGGCCCGGAAGCCGCUAUUCGGCGCCAGGGGCCAACGGAGUUCAUCACGGCCAACGACAGCAGAACGGCCAUCAGAAUCAUACAGCCACUCAACAACGGCGUGAUCCGCGGAACGGAAACGGCGACGUCCAUCACGGUCCCGGACCAGGCUCCAUCUCUGGCUCGCAUUACUCGGCCAACGGGACUCGAGUGCAUUGAUGAUGAUGAUGAUGGCGGGAGACAAAGAGCUGCUGGAGAGGAGGAACAACUGUACAUAUUUUUUCCACCUUUGCUGCGGGACUUGUGUAACUUGCGUGACUCGCGGGUUAAAGGUCGGCUCCCCUACGAGAGAGUGGAAUACCAGCAAGAGACACACAGAAUGAAGAAGGCGGAGAUGGAAAGAAGAAAAAAUUAAAAGACGAAAGAAGAAUGGUUGAAUGAAGAGGAAGAAGCAUAGAAAACUUGUUUUUUUUUGUGUGUUUUGUUUUUUCCCUUUUUAUUUUGUGAAGACAAGGCCAUAGUAAACAUUAUAAAAGACAUUUACGCAUUCAUGGGGGAAAAAACGAAACGAGUUGAUCUAAUUCUAAUAAUAAUGGCUUUAUGUAUUUGGGCCGCCAACACCUCCGUUCGAUUCGUCAUAUAGAUAUCUAUUAUUUUUGUUGUUUCUACCGUUGCGUGUCUUUUUGUUUGUUUGUUUUCUGAAAAAACCAAAACAUUUAAGACUUUCGACAGGAACACUUAAGAUAAAAUCGCCGAUAAACAUAACAAGCAAACAAAACAAAAAUAUUUUAAUAACUAAAAAAAACAAAUGAGCAUUCCCACUAACAUCCAUUGUUGUUUGCCGAACAAGUUUCGUUAUUGUGUGUACUGCUAGUGUGGAUACCAAACUCGCCCACGGUAUAUCGUGCUGAACUUAACUACUCGCGGAUUUCGGCUAACAAGAAAUCACGCAAUUAAAUUUCAAGCACUUGUUUUCUUGGGUGCUAUUUUCAAUUGUGCAAUUUUCUCCUCCUUUUUUU